This is a messenger RNA of Numida meleagris (helmeted guineafowl), 1639 nucleotides long. RefSeq names its product MYST/Esa1 associated factor 6 (gene MEAF6). Gene Ontology annotation, cellular component: NuA4 histone acetyltransferase complex. The record is from RefSeq and is a predicted model, not a curated record. Lineage: Eukaryota; Metazoa; Chordata; Aves; Galliformes; Numididae.
GAACUCCAACAGCAAAAACGACCGCAGGAACCGCAAGUUCAAGGAGGCUGAGCGGCUCUUCAGCAAAUCCUCGGUCACCUCGGCUGCGGCCGUCAGUGCGUUAGCUGGAGUUCAGGACCAGCUCAUCGAGAAGCGGGAACCAGGCAGCGGGACGGAAAGCGACACUUCUCCAGACUUCCACAAUCAGGAGAAUGAACCCAGCCAGGAGGACGCCGAGGAGCUGGAUGGAUCCGUGCAGGGGGUGAAACCCCAAAAAGCCGCAUCCUCCACUUCUGGGAGCCACCACAGCAGCCACAAAAAACGGAAGAACAAAAAUCGGCACAGGUAUGUAUAUUAGGUUAGGCUGGGAAGUUUUUUUUAAAAACAGAAAAGCGUGAUGGAGGAUUGAUCUCAAGUUAAACAAAAAGCCGAGAGCUGUAAGUAUCAGUGCUCUGUCAUUGUUUUCGUUGCACAUCCGUAGGCUUGAGUGGCUGGCUGGCUGCUAAUCCUGGAAAGCCUCCUUCUGCCGUGACUUAAGAUGUUGUUUUUGUGGUUGGGGAAUGUCUAGGGAUGAAGCGUAAGCAUUGUCUUCUGGAUUUAAUAGUAAAUGAGCCCAGGUAGGCUUGUUAUGGAGCACCUAGGCCGCGUGCACUUCUCAUGAACAAAAAAGCUCUUUUGCAUCUUUCUGUUUUGUCAUGAAGUGCACCAAUAAAAGCCCCCGGUUUGGGCUGAAAAAGCAGCUCUUUUCUCUCUUGCCUUCAACUAAUGGUAUGUAGAAUGAGGGAAGGCUAGGAAUCCCGGCUCUGCGAGCAGAGAUGGAAAUAGAAAGGUCUUAACGUGCCCGUCUUCUCCUAUCUCUGCAGGACUACUAGACACAUCAGUGCUGAAGAUUCUGGGAUCUGGGCCUACGUGAAUCCCCACCGAGAAUAACUCCAGUCGUCUGAAUGAGCACAAUGGCAGCUCUCUGGCCACGUGUGUGCAGAAGGGAGUGGUCCACUCUAAAGAACUCGGGGGCGUGGGGGGGGGGGGGGGGGGAAGGGAGGGGAGAAAGUCUGGGACGUGUCUUUGUAUCAUUUUUAGAUCACCUGAGUUACAGGAGACAAAGGUGUAGUAGUAGUAGUCUUCAAUUGCUGGCUGUUCUGUGCUUCCAGCUCAGUCGGGGACUUCCUUCAAUUGGCUGAUCUCACUGCUGCCGCUGUAAAACCCUGGGGAGGCAUUUCCUUUCCUGCUGGAAUCGGGCUGUGAUUCAGUGUGUCCCAUCCGUGCUGUAAGACUUAGGUUCCUUUUGUUACUGAUACUUAGCUUUGUGGUUUUGUUUUUGUUCCUUUGUUCGUUUGUUUGUUUUUAAACCCGAGUGUAUAGUUAAUAAACGGGCUUCGGGUUGGUUUGUUUUAAUCCCUGUAGAGAGGAAGGUUCUUGGUUUUGUGGAGCAGCUCAGUUUGACUCUUAGGUAAGCAGAGAACAAGGUGGCUGGCUGUUUUUCUCUGACUUUGCUUUUAAAGGCCAUGCCCUGACGCUGACACCGUGCUUUCAGAUGCAGAGGAGGCUGGAGCUCAGAGCCAUCUUGCUCUUUGCUGGCUUUGACGUUGGGUGGAUUCUCUUUUUAAUACAAACUUCCGCCAUUUGUACAUAACCAAUAAAAGUUACAUUUCUCUCUCUC